UUUGAGAAAAAGGCAAGUGGCAAUCCAAAAUAGUAGUCCGUAGAAGAUAUUACUAGGAAAAGAUCUUCGUUUCAACUUUGAACUUCCAUUUCCAAGUAUAGACCGAGCUCUCGAAGCUAUUUUGGUUAUGCCCACAUUUUAGGGUUCCUCUGAGCAGCCGAAACUCUCUCAUUUCUUGCCCGUACGAGAGAUAGAGUAUGGUCUACUGCUGUUAGUGAGGUUAAGUGCAUAAGAUUUUGGACAAGUUAUUGAAUUUUGAGAACUCGGGUUGUAGCAAUGGUGUGGUUUAGAGCUGGAUCUAAUGUGGCAAAGCUUGCCCUUAGGAGAGCUUUGUCACAUGGUGGGUCACAUGUUCCGGGAACUCGUAUUCUCCCUUCUCAAAGUCGGUACUUUCACACCACAGUUGUUCGGUCAAAGGCACAAUCUGCUCCUGUGCCACGGCCUGUGCCACUUUCUAAGCUGACGGAUAGUUUCUUAGAUGGGACAAGUAGUGUGUACCUUGAGGAGCUUCAGCGGGCAUGGGAACAAGACCCAAAUAGUGUUGAUGAGUCAUGGGAUAAUUUCUUCAGGAAUUUUGUUGGCCAGGCAACUACAUCUCCUGGGAUCUCUGGCCAAACAAUUCAGGAAAGCAUGCGGCUCUUGUUGCUUGUAAGGGCUUAUCAGGUCAAUGGUCACAUGAAAGCCAAGUUGGACCCUUUGGAUUUAGAAGAGAGAGUGAUUCCUGAAGAUUUGGACCCUGCUUGUUAUGGAUUUACUGAAGCUGAUCUUGAUCGUGAAUUCUUCCUUGGCGUUUGGAGAAUGUCUGGUUUCUUGUCUGAGAACCGUCCAGUGCAGACCUUGAGAUCAAUUUUGACCCGACUUGAGCAGGCUUACUGUGGAAGAAUUGGUUUUGAAUAUAUGCACAUUCCUGAUCGGGAAAAAUGUAAUUGGUUGAGGGAGCGGGUUGAAACACCAAUACCUAUGGAAUACAACCGCCAGAGGCGUGAGGUUAUUCUUGACCGGUUGAUGUGGAGCACUCAGUUUGAGAACUUCUUGGCCACCAAAUGGGUGGCUGCCAAGAGAUUCGGGCUGGAAGGCUGUGAAACCUUGAUUCCUGGUAUGAAGGAAAUGUUUGACAGGGCAGCUGAUCUAGGAGUGGAGAGUAUAGUUAUAGGUAUGUCUCACAGAGGAAGACUAAACGUUCUGGGUAAUGUUGUCCGUAAGCCUCUCCGCCAGAUUUUUAAUGAAUUUAGUGGCGGUACAAAACCCGUGAAUGAUGCUGGUUAUGUGGGAACCGGUGAUGUGAAGUACCACUUAGGCACAUCUUACGAUCGGCCAACUCGAGGAGGGAAGAGAAUUCAUCUUUCGCUGGUUGCAAACCCGAGUCAUUUGGAAGCUGUGGACCCAGUUGUGAUCGGGAAAACUAGAGCAAAACAAUAUUAUAAUAACGAUGUGGAUAGGACAAAGAAUAUGGGUGUUCUGAUUCAUGGCGAUGGUAGCUUUGCAGGGCAAGGAGUUGUUUAUGAAACAUUGCAUCUUAGCGCUCUUCCAAACUACAGUGUUGGUGGCACCAUACACAUUGUAGUUAACAAUCAAGUGGCCUUCACUACUGAUCCGAGCUCUGGAAGAUCUUCUCAGUAUUGUACUGAUGUUGCCAAGGCCUUGGAUGCUCCGAUUUUCCAUGUCAAUGGUGAUGAUGUUGAAGCUGUUGUACAUGCCUGUGAGCUUGCUGCAGAGUGGCGCCAGACAUUCCACUCAGAUGUUGUGGUCGAUAUAGUUUGUUAUCGUCGAUUUGGGCAUAAUGAAAUUGAUGAACCAUCCUUUACUCAACCCAAAAUGUAUCAGGUCAUCAAGAAUCAUCCUUCUUCGAUGGAGAUCUAUCAGAAGAAACUUUUGGAAUCUGGUCAUGUUACAAAAGAAGAUAUUGAGAAGAUACAGAAUAAAGUCAAUACUAUACUUAAUGAAGAGUUUGUUGCUAGCAAAGACUAUGUUCCUCAAAAACGAGACUGGCUCUCAGCAUUUUGGUUAGGAUUCAAGUCUCCUGAACAGCUUUCCCGAAUCAGAAAUACUGGUGUCAAGCCCGAGAUAUUGACAAAUGUUGGCAAAGCAAUCACAACCCUUCCAGAAAGUUUUAAGCCUCACAGAGCAAUAAAAAGAAUUUUUGAUGAGCGGCGAAAGAUGAUUGAGACUGGUGAGGGCAUUGACUGGGCAGUAGCAGAAGCACUUGCAUUUGCAACAUUGCUGGUGGAAGGUAAUCAUGUCAGGUUGAGUGGUCAGGACGUUGAAAGGGGUACUUUCAGUCACAGACAUGCUGUUCUCCAUGAUCAGGAGACAGGACAGCAGUAUUGUCCUCUGGAUCACAUUAUGAAGGACCAAAAUGAAGAAAUGUUUACUGUCAGCAACAGCUCUCUUUCAGAGUUUGGUGUUCUAGGAUUUGAAUUAGGUUAUUCAAUGGAAAAUCCAAAUUCACUUAUACUUUGGGAAGCCCAAUUUGGUGAUUUUGCCAACGGAGCCGAGGUGAUAUUUGACCAGUUUUUGAGCAGUGGGGAGGCCAAGUGGUUGCGCCAGACGGGGUUAGUUGUGCUUCUACCUCAUGGCUAUGAUGGUCAGGGUCCUGAACAUUCGAGUGCACGCCUCGAGCGUUUUCUUCAGAUGAGUGCUGAUAACCCCUAUGUUAUCCCCGAGAUGGACCCAACUCUUCGGAAACAGAUUCAAGAAUGCAAUUGGCAGGUGGUGAAUGUAACUACUCCCGCAAAUUACUUCCACGUACUCCGACGACAAAUCCACAGGGAUUUCCGUAAACCUCUGAUCGUGAUGGCGCCAAAGAGUUUGCUUCGGCAUAAGGAAUGCAAGUCAAACCUAUCCGAGUUUGACGAUGUCCAAGGCCACCCCGGUUUUGAUAAACAAGGCACCAGGUUUAAGCGCCUCAUAAAAGAUCAGAAUUUUCAUUCGGAUCGCGAAGAGGGUAUUAGACGCUUGGUUCUUUGCUCAGGAAAGAUCUAUUACGAGCUCGAUGAAGAGAGGAGAAGGGUCGAUGGCAAGGAUGUUGCUAUCUGUAGGGUGGAACAGCUCUGUCCUUUCCCAUACGACCUCGUCCAGCGUGAAUUGAAACGCUAUCCAAAUGCGGAGGUUGUUUGGUGCCAGGAAGAGCCCAUGAACAUGGGCGCAUUCCAUUACGUUGCACCACGCCUUUGUACUGCAAUGAAGGCAGUUGGGAGGGGCAAUAUGGACGACAUCAAAUAUGUUGGCCGUCUCUCUUCAGCUUCAACUGCUACUGGUUUCCUACAGGUUCACAUCAAAGAACAGGCCGGGCUCGUCCAGAAAGCCUUGCAGCCAAACCCAAUUGACUUCCCGUGAUGAACCCGAUGCUCUGGCGAUCGCUCGAGGGGAGACUCGCAAUAGACUUCUGUUGAAAGUUAUCGUUUUUGCUCUCAGAUGAUAUUUUGUAUGCAUCAUCUUGUCUUUGCAAUUUUGACAUGAGUCACACUCAGGUGUGAUGUCUCCUUCUCUGAUGUUGGACCUGGUGAUUUACUUGUUACAACUUACAACUGUAUAAAAUAAUUAGGAAUUUCUAUAGCUAUUGUGCUACACGAGGAUGUUAAAGCUAGUAGCAUGAAUCAGGAGGUUACAUGUUUGAUUUUUGUCAACGGUUUUU
Molecule: messenger RNA, 3634 nt
Organism: Ipomoea nil (Japanese morning glory)
Lineage: Eukaryota; Viridiplantae; Streptophyta; Magnoliopsida; Solanales; Convolvulaceae
Product: 2-oxoglutarate dehydrogenase, mitochondrial-like
Exons: 9
Coding region: 277-3336 (1019 amino acids)
Biological process (GO): tricarboxylic acid cycle
Cellular component (GO): oxoglutarate dehydrogenase complex; mitochondrion
Molecular function (GO): oxoglutarate dehydrogenase (succinyl-transferring) activity; thiamine pyrophosphate binding
Source: RefSeq, a predicted model, not a curated record